Molecule: messenger RNA, 580 nt
Organism: Loa loa (African eye worm)
Lineage: Eukaryota; Metazoa; Nematoda; Chromadorea; Rhabditida; Onchocercidae
Exons: 4
Coding region: 1-474 (157 amino acids)
Biological process (GO): L-methionine metabolic process
Molecular function (GO): acireductone dioxygenase [iron(II)-requiring] activity
Source: RefSeq, a predicted model, not a curated record
AUGGUGCAAAUUUGGUAUAUGGAGCCAUAUCCAUGCGGCGAUCCACGGCUACCACAUCAUUUAUUUCCGCCUAAAAAGAUCACUCCUAAUGAAUUAACGAAACGAACUGGAACACUUUAUUUCAAGGUUGACACAACAGAUCAGAUUUCAAUGUCAAAACGAAUCGCCUUACUUAAAAAGGGAAGAAAAUUGACAAAGGAGGACAUAUAUACAUUAAACGCUAGAACCACUCCAGAUUUCGAAGAUAAGAUUGAGGAGCUAUUCGAAGAAAUCGAACUAAGCAAUGAGAUAGCUCUGCUUAUCAUGGAAGGCUCCGCAUACUACGAUGUUGAAGAUGGCUGCGGUAACUGGUUGAGGAUCUUAUGCGAGUAUGGCGAUUUAUUAAUAAUCCCAGCUGGAAAACUUCAUAGGUUUACGACGACAACCGAAAAUUUCGUCAAAAUGCGCCGCUUUUUCAAGGCUGAUAAACAUUAAGCGAAUCACUCGUCUUAAUUUUUCAUUUGAUUAAUUGCACAUAAUGUAAAAUUCUUCUUUCAACAUCCUUGACCUCUGUAGCUGAAACAUUCUCCGUACUAAAAAA